Trypanosoma conorhini is the source of this 1683-nucleotide messenger RNA. RefSeq lists its product as uncharacterized. Bases 1 to 1683 code for a protein of 560 amino acids. The record is from RefSeq and is a predicted model, not a curated record. The transcript has a single exon. Lineage: Eukaryota; Euglenozoa; Kinetoplastea; Trypanosomatida; Trypanosomatidae.
AUGAAAGCAGCCGCGCUUUUCCAACGACUGUUGCAUUUGGCUUUUCUUUUGGGGUAUGUUCUCAUCCAUGGGGCGGAGGCACGUGCCUCGUCGGAAUCGGAGCUACUCUGCUCUCCGUUGGCGAUAGAACCGCACCAGAAAUCCUUCUGUGUCAUCAAUGUGCGAGACUCGCAACAAGAGCCCACCAUGGCAUUUGACGUGGACGAAUUCUACGUGACAACUCACAGCUCCGUGCCCAAGGCCGCACUUGAGGUGAGCCGGCUGCGGCGUGGCGACGACGUGACAACGGUGGUGUUUGAUGUUUCCGCCUCGGAAGGCACAACCAUCAUAGUAAACGUGAUGCACGCGUCGGGGCUUCAAGGUACCCCAAUUCGCAACAGUGGCUUAGUGGUUUCUGUCUUGACUUUGACAGCGGUGCGCAUGGGGCCCAUUGCCUGCGACCUCCCCGCAGUAGGCCUAUUUCUUCGUGGCACCACAACCUGUAGAGCGGCCUUGUACGGUGCAGGCAAUCGUCGUGCGGUGGUAAAUCCAAGGGAUGUAACAUUUGUCGAAGAGAAUAAUUUGGGUUUCUUUCACUUUGUUUCUGGCAAAGGGGAUCUUGUUUUUAACUUCACGGCUGCAAGUGUUCCAAGCACGUCAGUGGCCGACUUCACACUACGUGUGGCGCUUAAAGGCAGCACCCAAGUCUAUUCCACCAGGUUUCCUUUAUUUUACCCGGAAUUGUAUCCAGUGGCGCUUUUUUCCACGCUGUUGUGUUUCAAUGAAACUGUUCCCAUUGCCUGCACGUUGCGUGCCCGGGACCGCGUAGGCCCCGUUCAACUGAAGCUGGAUCAUUUUCGAAUAACCUUUGAGAUGCUCGAUGUCGACUCAGUAGGGGACAAAUGGGUGGAUAACACGAAUGACUUUUACACUUCUGCUCGUACACUGAGCCAAACGGAUACAGCAGUUUUUUCCUGGGAACUUAAAGUCAAUGAUGCCAUCAAUUCACAACGCUUGCAUGUAUAUCUUGUCUCAAGUGCGGUUGGGAAUGACACGAAGAGACUGGAAGAGCUGCGAGGUUCACCGUUCGUGUUUGUUUCAGGAGUGAAGCCUAACGCAGUCUAUGUUUCGCUGCGGGGCUGUAGAGUUUCUGCAAUCACCAGCGGUAAUCGUACGCAGUGUUUCAUUGACCUUCAUAACGGCGUCAGUGGCGAUGUGCGGUAUUUCCAUCUUGCCAGUGCACUUGGCGCGCGAUUUGAAAACAUAAAAUAUCUUCCCCUCGACCCCGUAUUUAAGCUCCCGGUGGUGACUUUUGUGUACGUGGCACCCAUCUUGUCUGCCCGCUUGGAGGACGUCGUCACGCUUCUUGUGGGUGGCCAAAGCGCCAUCCGAUCGCCGUUUCGCAUCACCGUCUUUCCAUCGCGCAGCCCCACCGGUGACGAAGAUUCCGAUAGUGCCAGGGGAAACAACGCCGUGGUCAUUGGCGUUGGACUUGCAUUCUUUGGCGUAGUCAUUGGCACGGGGCUAUUUCUAGCCCUACAACGCACCCUGCGCUUCAAUCGUAUCCGCCAACUGCGAGCGAUGCAUAAAGUGCAACCGCUACCAACGGAGGAAGAGGAAGCGGCGGAGUCCUCGGCGGUCGGUCAGGUAGGCAUUGAGCCUGUACCGCAGGUGAAGAAUCACCAUGAGUCAGAAAGUGACUGA